Molecule: messenger RNA, 2604 nt
Organism: Nannizzia gypsea CBS 118893
Lineage: Eukaryota; Fungi; Ascomycota; Eurotiomycetes; Onygenales; Arthrodermataceae
Product: histidine biosynthesis trifunctional protein
Exons: 3
Coding region: 1-2604 (867 amino acids)
Biological process (GO): L-histidine biosynthetic process
Cellular component (GO): cytoplasm
Molecular function (GO): phosphoribosyl-AMP cyclohydrolase activity; metal ion binding; NAD binding
Source: RefSeq, a predicted model, not a curated record
AUGGCGCUGCCCUUUCUGCUCUCCCAUACACCCGAGUCAAGCUCUACAGAAGGCCUUGGCCUCAAGCAGAUCUCGUACUUUGGCAGAGUUCUUAUAAAGCCGUCGAGCGUUGACUAUGCUCUAUCCUUUGUUCGGGAGAACUUUUCUCUGCUAGAUGUCUGCAUUGAUGCGACAGCCAUCACAGACGUGGCAGACAUCGUCGACAUUCUUAACGCCGGAGCAAUCCUUGCCUUUGUAACGCUUGACCAGCUCAAGACGCUGUCAAAGGAGCAAAGUGUCCCUUUCUCACGGCUAGUGGUGCUCUUGUCAUCGGCCUCGGAAGUCCUUGAUUUGAAGAAUUGGGUGGCCGAAGCUGCUGAGCGGAAAGAUAUUGGCGUCAGUUGCACUUCGUCAGAGGCAUUGGAUACCGUUAUAUCCGAGUUGGCAGAUGAAUCCUCCGUCAAGACAGUCUACAGGUCCUACCAUACCUCGGCAAAGCAAACUGCUCUUCUGGCUAACGAGCAGGAAGGAGUUGUCAGCAUUAUCCCGUCUACAGUUCUGUCAGCAGACAAAGAAGAGCUUUCACCUGCGAAGUUCUUGGUUGCUGGAGCUGUUCCAGAUAGCAACACGGGAUUAUAUGCUACUACUGUUACCGAUGAGCGCGGAAUUUCUUUGGGACUUGUCUGGAGCAGUGACAAGAGCAUAUUUGAAGCCGUUCGGACCGGGACCGGAGUGUAUCAGAGCCGGAAACGCGGAUUAUGGUACAAAGGAGCUUCCAGUGGUGACACCCAGGAGCUGGUCCGAAUUGGCUUGGACUGUGACAAUGAUUGCCUCGUCUUUGUAGUUAGACAGAAAGGAAGAGGUUUCUGCCACCUCGGAACAGCUAGCUGCUUUGGAGCAUAUAGUGGCCUUUCCCGUCUGCAACACACUUUACAAACCCGGAAACAGAGUGCACCUCCUGGCUCAUAUACUUCGCGUCUAUUCAAUGACCCGAAGUUGUUAGAGGCCAAGAUAAUGGAAGAAGCUGAAGAGCUAUGUCAAGCAUCCAAGAAGGAGGAAGUUGCCUCGGAAGCCGCUGAUUUAAUCUACUUUGCGCUCACAAAGUGUAUUGCUUCUGGUGUUUCUCUUGAAGAUGUUGAGAGAAACCUUGACUUGAAGAGUCUAAAGGUGAAGAGGAGACAGGGGGACGCCAAACCGGGUUGGUCAGAGAAACUCGGCCUGGCUAGCACCAAGGGCGGUUCUAAGGAGGCAGCUAAAGAGGAUACCAAACCCAAGCCUCAAGCGAUAGAAGUAGAUGGCAAGAUCACAAUGAAAUGCUACGUCACUGCGUCUACCCAACCGGGGACUGUCAAAGAGGCGCUGCAAAGACCUUCCCAAAAAUCCAAUGAUGCAGUUGUCAACCUCGUUCGCCCAAUUAUCCAAGAUGUUCAGCAAAAUGGAGAUGCCGCGGUUCUAAAAUAUACCCAUAAAUUCGAAAAGGCUACCUCCCUAACGUCACCCGUGCUUCUUGCUCCAUUCCCCGAAGAAUUGAUGAAACUGUCCCCUGAGACCAAGGCGGCCAUUGACGUUAGCUACGAAAAUAUCCGCCGCUUUCACGCCGCCCAGCAGGAUGAAAAGCCAUUAUCCGUCGAAACAAUGCCAGGAGUCGUCUGCUCACGUUUUGUCCGUCCCAUUGGAAAGGUCGGCCUGUACAUACCCGGAGGCACGGCCGUGCUGCCUUCAACGGCGCUUAUGCUAGGUGUUCCCGCCAUGGUUGCUGGAUGCAAAAAUAUCAUUUUUGCAUCUCCGCCACGAUCAGACGGCAGUAUCUCUCCAGAGAUCGUAUACAUUGCCAAAAAGGUCGGAGCAGAUAGCAUCGUGCUUGCUGGUGGAGCUCAGGCUGUGGCAGCCAUGGCCUACGGCACGGAGAGCAUUACCAAAGUUGACAAGAUCCUUGGCCCAGGAAACCAGUUCGUAACGGCUGCAAAGAUGUUUGUAUCAAACGAUACCUCGGCCGGCGUGGGCAUUGAUAUGCCCGCCGGGCCCAGUGAGGUACUUGUUAUUGCUGAUAAACAUGCAAACCCUGCCUUCGUUGCGUCAGAUUUACUUAGUCAAGCAGAGCACGGCGUUGAUUCUCAGGUCAUACUUAUUGCAAUCGACUUGAACGAAGCCGAGCUUAAAGCCAUCGAAGAUGAGCUUCACUCACAGGCUAUGGCUCUACCGCGAGUAGAUAUCGUUAGAGGCUCAAUCUCCCACUCCGUGACCUUUGUUGUCAAGGACGUGGAGGAGGCCAUGACGUUGAGCAACGAGUAUGCUCCUGAGCAUUUGAUUCUUCAACUCGAAAAUGCAGCAGAUGUUGUUCCGCUUGUACAAAAUGCUGGAAGUGUCUUUAUUGGCGAAUGGACUCCUGAGAGUGUUGGUGAUUACUCUGCUGGCGUCAACCAUUCCCUACCAACUUAUGGAUACGCAAAGCAGUAUUCCGGGGUGAAUCUUGCGUCCUUUGUAAAGCACAUCACAAGCUCCAACUUGACGGCCGAAGGUUUGCGCAACGUAUCAAGUGCCGUGAUGCAGCUGGCUUCGGUAGAAGGUUUGGAUGCGCAUCGACGAGCGGUUUCCAUUCGCAUGGCCGCAAUAGACGGUCAGUGA